Laetiporus sulphureus 93-53 is the source of this 1129-nucleotide messenger RNA. Its product is annotated as NAD(P)-binding protein. The transcript is spliced from 3 exons. Bases 69 to 935 code for a protein of 288 amino acids. Lineage: Eukaryota; Fungi; Basidiomycota; Agaricomycetes; Polyporales; Laetiporaceae. Gene Ontology annotation, molecular function: oxidoreductase activity, acting on the CH-OH group of donors, NAD or NADP as acceptor. The record is from RefSeq and is a predicted model, not a curated record.
CCAUCUUCUCCUGGGCUCGAACCUAUCCCGUGCGCUGUGCCCGCCUCGCAAGGCCUGCAGUGGUGAGCAUGAUCUCUGAUACUCACUUCAUGUCCACCGUACGGCACGAUACCUAUGCAACCAUUGACCCGAGCAAAGCCGACCUAUCAGGGAGAAUCAUCCUCAUUACUGGGGCAUCCAAAGGGAUCGGAAAAGCCGCCGCGAUCGCCUUCGCGCAGGCUGGCGUCUGUGGUCUCGCACUUCUCGCAAGGUCCGACCUUUCUGACGCCGAGGCAUCCUGCAUGGCGGCACAGCGGAGGGGCACAGAGCUCAGGGUGCUCAAGCUCACGGCGGACACGACGAAGGUCGAUGAAAUUGAGACCGCUGUUCAGAACGUGAAAAGGACGUUCGGACGCCUGGAUAUCUUGAUAAAUAAUGCGGGCGCUAAAGAAACGGCUGAUCUGAUCGGCGAUUCAGACCCGCAGGCAUGGUGGAAGGUGUGGGAGGUGAACAUCCUGGGGACGUACUUCGUCUCCCGCGCAUGUCUUCCGUUGCUCAUUGAGAGUGAUGGCGAUAAAACGAUCCUCAACAUCGGGAGCUUGGCCGCAUUGCAAGCAGGUCAGUUCAACUCUGCAUACAAGGCCUCGAAGCUAGCGCUGUCGCGCUUCACAGAGAUACUCGUUGCAGAAUAUGCAAACAAGGGCAUCGUCUCGUAUACGGUACAUCCUGGAUUGAUUCCGACUGAAAUGACCUUGGACAUGCCUGAUGCAUUAAGAAAAGUUCUCCUCUGCGAUACCGUGGAGCUCGCUGCUCAUUCCCUUGUAUGGUUGGUGCAAGAGCGUCGGGAGUGGCUAAAUGGACGGUACGUCAGCUGCAACUGGGACAUGGUCGAAAUGCUGGCGAAGAGGCAGGAGAUCAUCGAAGGAGACAAGCUGAAGUUCAGGCUUAUUAUGUGACAAGAUUUUAUCUAUGAAUAGCUUACCGUGUGUGCCUUUUUUAACUUCUCUUUUUUUUCUUUGCCCCGAGGAGGACGUCAUGCAUGCCGACAUGAAUCCUAGAACAAGGUGGCAUAGGCAUGCCAUGCGCAGCACGCCUCAUUGUGAGCUAAGCGCAAGCGUUGAGGCAGGCUGCUCGUCCAUUACGAUGUUAC